Messenger RNA from Mus musculus (house mouse), 3033 nucleotides. RefSeq names its product zinc finger protein 35 (gene Zfp35). The transcript has 3 exons. Lineage: Eukaryota; Metazoa; Chordata; Mammalia; Rodentia; Muridae. Bases 263 to 2005 code for a protein of 580 amino acids. Gene Ontology annotation, biological process: negative regulation of cell differentiation. Gene Ontology annotation, cellular component: nucleus. The record is from RefSeq and is marked validated.
AUCCAAACGGAUGUUGAAGGAAUUGUGGGUGGCGGCGUUUGACCGGUAGUUUCUUCAUCGUCGGAGAGUAAGGGAGGCUUCUUGGGCAUGGAGAGCAGAAACUCUAGUCUCAGAAAUGACAUCUCUCCUCUGUACAAUGGUUCUCAUCUGAGCUCAGGGCUACCAAGUUGCCUGCUGGCUUCAAACCAUUAUGUGGACAAAAGGAUCCUACAGAAGAAAUGGUAAUUCUCCAGUUGCUUCCUGAGGUGUCCAGUUGUGCCCUAUGGAGAUCCAAUUCAGUUACGAAUCUCAAGACCAUCACUUUCUGUCAGAUGGUGAGACUAAGAUCAAGAUUGGAGAGCCAGCUACAGAGGAGGAAAUGACAGGAAAGAUUGGAACAGUGACUGAAGAGUCCGGCAGCCUUGAGGAGGAUGUUCCCCAUGACUCCAGAGGCAAAGAAUUCCGUGAAUUUGGAGAAGAAUUGAACGAUCAGAUGCUUUUCAGAAGAAGACAGUAUAACUGUGAUGAAUGUGACCAAAGCUUUGCUUGGAGUACAGGUCUCAUUAGGCACCAAAGAACUCAUUGGAAACCUUACGAAUGUGAGGAAUGUGGAAAGGCCUUUCGGAUGAGCUCAGCCCUGGUUCUGCAUCAGAGAAUUCAUACUGGAGAGAAGCCCUAUCCUUGUAGUUGGUGUAUUAAAAGUUUUAGUCGGAGCUCAGACCUUAUUAAACAUCAAAGAGUCCACACUGGUGAAAAACCUUACAAGUGUGAUGAGUGUGGCAAGGCCUUCAGUCAGAGCUCAGAUCUUAUGAUACAUCAGAGAAUCCACACAGGAGAAAAACCCUACCAAUGUAGUCAUUGUAGUAAAAGCUUUAGCCAGCACUCAGGCAUGGUUAAACAUCUGAGAAUCCACACUGGAGAGAAGCCUUAUAUGUGUAACCAUUGUUACAAACAUUUCAGUCAGAGCUCUGAUCUUAUAAAACAUCAAAGGAUCCACACUGGGGAGAAACCAUACAAGUGUGAUGUGUGUGGGAAGGCCUUUAGUCAGAGCUCUGAUCGUAUUCUCCAUCAGAGAAUCCACACUGGGGAGAAGCCAUAUCCGUGUGCUCAGUGUAACAAAAGUUUUAGUCAAAAUUCAGACCUUAUUAAACACAGAAGGAUCCACACUGGAGAGAAACCGUAUAAAUGUAGUGAAUGUGGGAAGGCUUUUAACCAGAGCUCAGUCCUUAUUCUGCAUCAAAGAAUUCAUACCGGAGAGAAACCCUAUCCGUGUAACCAGUGUACCAAAAGCUUUAGUAGGCUUUCAGAUCUUAUUAAUCAUCAACGAAUUCACACCGGAGAGAAGCCUUACCCAUGUAGUCAGUGCAGUAAAAUGUUUAGUAGAAGGUCAGACCUUGUUAAACAUUACAGAAUCCACACUGGGGAGAAGCCCUAUGAGUGUGAUAAGUGUGGCAAAACUUUCAGUCAGAGUUCCAACCUUAUUCUCCACCAGAGAAUCCACACUGGAGAGAAACCAUACCCGUGCAACAGCUGUUCUAAAAGCUUCAGUCGCGGUUCAGAUCUCAUAAAGCAUCAGAGGGUCCACACUGGAGAAAAACCAUACACGUGCAAUCUGUGCAGUAAGAGUUUCAGUCAAAGUUCAGACCUCACUAAACAUCAGAGAGUGCAUUCUGGGGAGAAGCCCUACCACUGUAGUAGUUGUAACAAAGCCUUUCGUCAGAGUUCUGACCUUAUUCUCCACCACAGAGUUCACACGGGAGAAAGACCAUAUGCGUGUACACAGUGCCCUAGAAGUUUCAGUCAAAAGUCAGACCUGAUUAAACACCAGAGAAUUCACACUGGAGAGAAGCCAUAUAAAUGUAUGUGUGGGAAGGCUUUCAGUCAGUGCUCAGCCUUUACCCUUCAUCAGAGAAUCCACACUGGAGAGAAACCGUAUCCCUGUGCUCAGUGUGGCAAAAGCUUCAGUCAGCGCUCUGAUCUGGUUAACCAUCAAAGAGUUCACGCUGAUCAAAAACUACAAAUGUGACUGAUACCUGUGUGAAGCCUUCAGCACUGUGACCAAUCUUACUGGAUAUCAGAGGAUCUGCAGGAGCCGUUUGCACCUCUCUGAAACGAGAAAAAGGAAGAGUGCCUCCCAGGCGGAAUCAAAGCAGGUCAGUUGGCAGAGUUCCCGGCUUGCUGAUGCAUGGAACAAUGAGAAGAGGUGUGCUUGAGGCUCAAGUCAAGGGCUGAAUCUUCUGUUGACCUUGGUGGAAGGAACGGGGCUUACUGGAUGGGAACAGAUGUCUUGUGUGUAUAUUGCAGCAAAUUGUUAAUACUGGCUUGUGGCUUUGCUCCCCAUGGUACUGUAGUAUAAAAAAGGCUAUGAGAAAUACACUCACUGCUGGCGUGGUAAUGACCUGCAGCCCUCCCAUGUCUGUCUCUUGCAUCGUUUUUCUGUCUUUCCUAUAAUCAUCCUCACUUCCCCCUCAGGGGCUGUUCGACUUCACGCCGGCCGGACUAGUUCAAGGAUCCACAUAGAAGAGAAGCUUCUGACCUCGUGUUCAGGGAAGCAGAUGUUUUAACAAAUCUGAUCUUGGUGAUUUUAAGUAAAUGCAUUCUAGGCAGGCACAUGCCUUUAAUCUCAGCACUUGGGAGGCAAAGGCAAGUGGAUCUCUAUGUUUGAGGCCAUCCAGGGCUACACAUAAAAAUCUGCCUUGUGGGGAAAAUUAGAACAAAUGGGAGGUCGGGGGAGGGGAGAGGAAGAGAGGCAUUCUAAGGAGGAAGACUGCAUAAAUGUGGGAAAGCCUGUAGUGUACAAAUGCAAAGAGCAUACUAGAACAGAAUCUUAUCAAGCUAUAAUGACCAUAAAAUAGGUUUUAAGCAAUGUUCAGCCUAUGCUCUACUUAAAAAACACUGAAAGAUUAACUUUAUAACAAUUUAUAUUAGAGCCAAGAAUUACUGGUAUUAUGGAAAUCCUAAGGUGCUCUGGGAAUUGUAUGAAAAUCUUCAUUGCUUGUAAUUUUUUAAAAAUGAAUUAAUAGGCAAAAAUAAAAAUUCUUACCUUUGCUGUGA